This is a messenger RNA of Onychomys torridus (southern grasshopper mouse), 6503 nucleotides long. It is a transcript of the gene Thrb, whose product is annotated as thyroid hormone receptor beta. The coding region runs from base 741 to 2126 and encodes 461 amino acids. Gene Ontology annotation, molecular function: RNA polymerase II cis-regulatory region sequence-specific DNA binding; zinc ion binding; nuclear receptor activity. The transcript is spliced from 10 exons. Gene Ontology annotation, biological process: negative regulation of transcription by RNA polymerase II; retinoic acid receptor signaling pathway; cell differentiation. NCBI's taxonomy places the organism in Eukaryota, Metazoa, Chordata, Mammalia, Rodentia, Cricetidae. The record is from RefSeq and is a predicted model, not a curated record.
ACUCUAGAAUCCGCAAGUUCCUGGUGCAGCUUCAUUGGGGCGAAGGAUAAAACACAGAUUUCUUGCGAAGAAUCCAAAGGGCAACGUCUGUGCAGGCCGCUGGGAAAGGCAACGUCCCAAAAGCUGCGAUCUGAAGCUUUUUCUCCUCAAUCCCGAAUUCUUUCUGCCCAGGCAUGGGACAGCUUCGGAUUCACCUCAGUUGCUAGUGCAGUGGCCAGAGGUGCCAGCUUCUCAACCUUCGCCUUUCCUGUGCACGGCCAAAAAACGCUGCAACAAAACUCUGAUCACCCGUGGGAAAUCCAGAAAAGUCUUUUAAAUAAUCUAGGCAUUAUUCCCUCCGUUUAGCUACAAGUCAGGUAGGCUCAGGGCACUGCGCUGCGUUGCAUGAGUUUAUUGAAGAAAUGGUUUCAAGGUAUUUUUAACACUGCAAAAGAACAUAAUUGUAUUCUGUCCUCAAAGUAGUUUUGUCGCAACUGUAACUUCCCACUGGCUGUGUGUUCUCUGAGUACUCGGCAUUUUUCCAAUAAAACCUACCUCCAAGGCGCAGCGGGAGACAGCCCGGGUCAUCUCAAGCAGAACACCAGUCGCUGGCUGUUUUCUCCUAACCUGAGUGCUCGGCCUUCCCGGACUUGAGAUCUGUGGUUUCCAUCUGGUCGGAGGACCUGCGCAGGACCAAGCUUCACACAUGACUUAAUAAGGAAAUGCCAGUGCAGAAGAGGACACAGCAUGACUACUAGCCUAUGACUCCGAACAGUAUGACAGAAAAUGGCCUUCCAGCCUGGGACAAACAGAAGCCCCGUCCAGAGCGAGGACAGGACUGGAAGCUGGUAGGAAUGUCCGAAGCCUGCCUACACAGGAAGAGCCAUGUGGAGAGGCGCGGUGCACUGAAGGAUGAGCAAGCAUCCCCACACCUCAUCCAGGCCACUUGGACGAGUUCUAUAUUCCAUCUGGAUCCUGACGAUGUGAACGAUCAGAGCGUCUCAAGUGCCCAGACCUUUCAGACCGAAGAGAAGAAAUGUAAAGGGUAUAUCCCCAGCUAUUUAGACAAGGAUGAGCUGUGUGUAGUGUGUGGGGACAAAGCCACGGGGUACCACUACCGCUGCAUCACCUGUGAAGGCUGCAAGGGUUUCUUUAGAAGAACCAUUCAGAAAAGUCUCCAUCCAUCUUAUUCCUGUAAAUAUGAAGGAAAAUGCGUCAUAGACAAAGUCACUCGCAACCAGUGCCAGGAAUGUCGCUUUAAGAAAUGCAUCUAUGUUGGCAUGGCAACAGACUUGGUACUGGAUGACAGCAAGCGGUUAGCCAAGCGGAAGCUCAUAGAGGAGAACCGUGAGAAGAGGCGACGGGAAGAGCUGCAGAAAUCUAUUGGGCACAAACCGGAGCCCACGGAUGAGGAGUGGGAGCUCAUCAAGACGGUCACGGAGGCCCAUGUGGCCACCAAUGCCCAGGGCAGCCACUGGAAACAGAAGCGGAAAUUUCUGCCAGAAGACAUUGGACAAGCACCCAUUGUGAACGCCCCAGAAGGUGGCAAGGUUGACCUGGAAGCCUUCAGCCAUUUUACAAAAAUCAUCACACCAGCAAUCACCAGAGUGGUGGAUUUUGCCAAAAAGUUGCCCAUGUUUUGUGAGCUGCCCUGUGAAGACCAGAUCAUCCUCCUCAAAGGCUGCUGCAUGGAGAUCAUGUCCCUUCGAGCUGCUGUGCGCUAUGACCCAGAGAGCGAGACUCUGACCUUGAAUGGGGAAAUGGCAGUGACACGGGGCCAGCUUAAAAAUGGGGGUCUUGGGGUAGUGUCGGAUGCCAUCUUUGACCUGGGCAUGUCUCUGUCCUCUUUCAACCUGGAUGACACGGAAGUUGCCCUGCUUCAGGCCGUCCUACUGAUGUCUUCAGAUCGCCCAGGGCUGGCCUGUGUUGAGAGAAUUGAGAAAUACCAAGACAGUUUCCUGUUGGCCUUUGAACACUAUAUCAAUUACCGAAAGCACCACGUGACACACUUUUGGCCCAAACUCCUGAUGAAGGUGACAGACCUGCGGAUGAUUGGAGCCUGCCAUGCCAGCCGCUUCCUCCACAUGAAGGUGGAGUGCCCCACAGAGCUCUUCCCCCCUCUGUUCUUGGAAGUAUUCGAGGACUAAGUGGACUGGGCAGGUUCUUGUCAUUCCUGCAGCAGCAGCACAACUGGAUGUCAUUUCAUUCCACCUCUGGCUCUUCGUGUUGUUGUUUCCUUGUUGCUUUGUGUCUGUCGGGUGGGGUCAUCCGGAGUCAGUGGGUUGCCAAGGCAGAGACGGGGAGGAGACUGUCUCUUGAAUGUGGGUCUUUGUAACUGUCGAAUUUGUUCUCCAGUCCUUAGUGUGAAUGCUUUGAAGGGUUUACACCAGUGGAGGGUGAGUGGGGGACACGCAUUAUCUCACCAGCACCAGCCAUCACCAGCUCCCAUCUGUCUCUGGUCAGAGACUCAAGCAAGUCAAAUAGCACUGCAGAAAACUAACGAAGCCUUAACGCCACGACCGCAGUCAUCCUGAUCCAGUUCUGAUGUGCGCAGGGUGAAGCUGGCAGAGCCCAGGCCCACUCGGGUUGGGUGUGGCUUUCAUCGUGUAAGGGUUAGAAGCAGAUUCUACCCAGGAGCUCACCAUUUCCAGUACCCUGACUCUCCAAGCAGCAUGACUUGGAAUGUGCAGGAAUAGCCACACCAUAACCAGUCAGCUUUCCUUCCUGUGGCCUUUUGUAACCUGGUGAUUUACUUCAAGUUGGACAGAGUAUGACUUGAAGACUUUGCUGGUUGGAGGCCACAAGGAGAGUCUUUUUCUCAGCAUGCCCAUAGAGCUGGGAAAUCUCCAUCAAUGUUACAAGCAUAGUUUCCAAAAUGCAAGUAGUAUUACCUCGCGCGGGAAGGCGUCUCCACAGCUUACAUAGAUUCACAAGCCAUUUCCACAAAGCUCAAGCCUGUUUACAGAGUGCCGUGUCUCUUUGGUGGCUCCGCACCAGUCCUUUCCCCAGCUCACAGAGGUCUUUAUCCAGGUGGUCUGCUGGGCUGAUGUCACUUCCCUAUGCAUUAUAACUUCUGAUCAGGGAGAGACACAUGUUGAAAUUCCAGUCUUGUUUGCAAAAAUCCCUGGGCAAGAUAGUGUAGGAAUAUUCUGAUCCAAAGGAAGUGCACUACUCAUGGGCUAUCAUGGCGAAGGCUGUCCAAUGGCUGGAGGAUGCCUUCACUGGUCUUGGAUCCAGAAGAGCUUUACUUUAUUCACAGUUCUCUCCCAGCCCCUCACCUCCCCACUACAGUCUGUGGUACUCAACAGCUUGACUCUCUCCAAACACUAAUUCUUCUAUAGCUUAAACAUCAUGACAUCCUUAUAAACAAUGGCAGACCAUGCCUAAGAACACAGUUACCUUGGCUGCCGCCUACCCCCAAUGACCAGCGUACAGCAGACGUUCCUGAGAAACAAGUAGUAACAACUUACUACAAAUGGGCAAAGAAUGUACCCAUGCAACUGAAUGUACCCCAUUCUUCACUGACAUAGCAGAUAUGAACUACCCCUCUGCCUGCCUGUCACUGCCUUAUCCUGGAAAUACUGGGGAAAACAAGCCAUACCCGCCAGACUUACCUAAAAACAAAGGAAAGGAAGUCACUGUGAAGAGUAAGGAAACGCACUUGCGUUCAUUAGACUUUGGAACAUACUUGGCCUCACUGGAAGUCAGAGCACCUGAGUUCUAGUUUGUGCUUGGCCGCCUGGUCAGUUUAGAACCUCACAGCUUCAGUUUUCUAACUGGGUAAAUAAGUCAAUCUAAAAUCCCUCUGAUUUUCUCUGUUUAUGACCUUCCAGUAAAGGGGUUGGAAGUGUCCUUGAAAGAUUCCUUUCAUAUUCAAAUAUGUUGCCUUUAUCAGACAAAAGGCAAGGCCCAUUUACAACUAAGAAAUGAAUCUGGCUUUUAUUCAAAAUAAGAGUUUGACUCAGAAGAAGGCAGAAUGGCCUUGGAAGAGGAGAGGUGCAGUCUCCAGAGCCUGUGGAAAUAGCCUAGAGGGAAGGCAUGCCAGAUCCCUAAGGCACUGAGACCGACUUCCCAGGUAAAGAAAAUGAGAACUCUCUGUGGACUUGGUGUAGACAUUAAAAUAGAAGCAAGAAGCCCCAUAGAUUCAUGUUUAAACAUCCAUUCAGGGUUUGCUUUCCCAGGCAGCCUGUAGCCAGCCUCCUCCCCCACAACCUUCAUUAAACAUCUGUUCUGUCAACUCUUCUGGAGGACCUCUGUCCAGACAAUAAAAACAAGCUUGCUGUGAGGCAAGUUCUCCCAAAAGGAGAGAGAGGGAGGCCGGCUCACACUCUGCUAGGACACAAGAGUUUCUGAGGAAGUUUCCUGAUUCUGAUGGCUUCUGAAAGACAUCAGACACCUGCAAGAUUUUGGACCAGGGGUCAUUGAGGGUGCUGUAGGGAUUAACCACCACUGGACACAAGCCCAAUCCUCAGCCGUCCAGUCAGCUCCGGCACGUUAUCCUCACUCGGUAAAAGUUCACCUUCAAGGGGCAGACCCUGCUCCAGCAAGCAUGCUGCAGGCUGAGCAUUCCUACUGAAUAAGAUAUGCAAGCUUCGGUCUUCUGGCAGAAGGAACAAGACCAACAGAUCAUCAGAAUGACUAAAGUCAUGCCCUCCUCCGGGAAACUCCAUUUUAUGAAACUAGAUUGUGAGGAAUUGGCUCCCAACUUUUUUUUCUUUUCUUUUUAGAAAGCGUUUUCUUCUAAUUUUGUCCAGACUUUCAAAUCAAGUGGAUGUGGUGGGAAGAACUUUCAUACCUCCCCCACUGUGGGGAGACAUUCCAGUCAAGGAGAACAUGCCCAUCCCGCUGGGAUGCUCACUUACAAAUCAAUGUAUGGUUGAGAAGGCUGUGCACAUACAAUAGACGUGUGUGUGCACAUGUGUGUGUACGUGUGUUUGUUCCCUCAAGUGUGCUUUGCACUUCAGUGUCAAUGUGCAAAACUUCCAGAAACUGGAAGAAAAAAGAACAACUUUUAUUCUCUAUGAUUCUGCUGAAAACACCAUGUGCCGCCUCUGAGCUUCUUCUAGCUUGAUGAGCCUCAGUUCUCAGUGAUGCGCUUGUGUGUUGGAGCCUCAGCUCAGCCUGUCCCCUGCCCGUGGCCCCAGUGCCACCUCCACCCAGUGCAAUCUCGGGGAGAGUGAGGCUGGCUCCACUCUGCACAUUAACCUGCGGGGCUGGCGCCCAAGCCUUGAUCUCCUCACACUCAGCCCUCCCCAACCCAGCCUCAUGACCUGCUGGGCCUCUUCAGAGCAUGUCAUUGUCAGUAAGACAUCCUCAUUCUGAGGAACUCAAACCUAUUCAUGUCAUAUUGACCUUUUGCUGCAUGAGUCAUAAAUUAUGAAAUCAGUCUUAUGGUUUUUGAGAUGUAGCCAGCGUUUUGUAAGGCUAAACCUUUUUCAUGAACUUAAUUGAAUAACCAAACCCAGAUCCUCCUCAAAAUGAGAGACGACAGACAACUGAAUCUCUUGGCCCUUUGUAAUGGCGAUGGCAUCAGGUCCUACAAUAAGCUCAUAAUUUCCUGUUAUUUUAAUAAUGUGGAAAUGUUAGCAUAGUGUUUCUUUUCAUAGUGAUAGACUGAUCCAUAUUUAAAUUUUAUAGAGAAGAAAUUUUAUUGUACUGUGAUGUAGAUAUUUAUUAUCCAGGUAAGGAUUUGCCCGGUGUGUAUUUUUUACAAUUGAAACAUUUUACUUUAAUCUUUAAAAACAGAAAAAAAGACAUUAAAAACACACACAUACAAAAAAAAGACUAGGGAAUAAAAGGUUUGGCCUUAUCGUAGAAUUUUUACUGUGUUGUAUAAAUGUUUGCAAAUGAAAAAUUACACAUUUCUAGUGUGUUUCCACAUUAAUUAAUGCGCCUUCAGGAGCAAUAUUGUGCUGAUUGUGGCUUUCUGUUGCACAGCUCAAGCUGACCCACCUUAUGCACAAGACAAUCAAAUGUGAGUCUUUCCUCUGAGGAUGUGGACAGUACUCAAGAGAUCACACGUGAGACACAGGAAGAGACUGUAGGCAAGCCAAUGCGCUGAUGGGGAGACGGUCAGUGCAUGCGUGCACUCGUGUGGCCCAAUGCCACUUCCUCCCUUUGGCUGUUUUUUGUGACCUUGGCAUCUGUCAUUUGACAUCAUAUAGCCAAAGUAGUUCUCCAUGCUUUCUUCAGAGAAGAUGAUUCUUUUUUCCAUAAUGUUUCAUGCCCUGUUGAAUCAGGAGAAAAAAAAAAGGUACAGAAUAGAGAGGUUUACAGUCAGUGGAAGAUUUGUGUUUUGCAAACAGUGUUAAGUGAUAUUGCUAGACUGGUAAUAUUUUUUUCAGCCUAAAAUUGUUGAAAUCUGUGAUCAAAAUGUUUUAAACUAUCCAAAAAGAAAAUUUGUAUAUUUGGGAAAAUGGAUUUUUACAUAGCUUUUGUAUGCAGAUAUUAAAUUGUAAUUAUGAAUAUAGUGGGCAUAGAUACUCAUAAGCUUAAAUUCUAAAAAAGAAAAAGCUUACAAUGGA